ACCUCCAAAAACCAACAUUGGCUAUCCAGUUUGCCGUGAAUUGAAUAGUGAUAAAGUUCCUUGGAGCAAUCUUGAUCAAUCUCUCAAUUCGCAAUGCUCCGAGGUGUAAUAUUCAUGGCUCUGGUGCUCUGCAGUGCUGUUAUUGCCGAUGAAAAAUAUUCCGACAAAUACGAUUAUAUCGACGUUGACGGAAUUCUUGCAAAUCCCAGACAAAGGGACAGUUAUUACGCCUGCUUUGCGGGAACUGGUCCCUGCAAAACUGCUGCAGCUAAAUUCUUCAGGGAUACACUUCCAGAAGCAAUAGUCACAAAAUGCCGAAAAUGCACCGCCAGGCAGUCCAUAAACUUCGACAAAAUAUCUGAUUGGUACACAACGAACGACCUCGAAAAAUAUCAGAUAAUUGUUGCCAAAGCAGUCAGAGAUUUAAUGGCAAAAUCAGCGUAAUUCAAUAACAAAAUGAGUGAAUUCAUUAGAAUAAUUCAUGUGGCUCCACGAGACUGGCAUUAACUGAGCCUCCGAUAUUCCGAAUAUUGAUAUGUCAUUUUUUAAUUAAGUACUCAGUAAAUAAAGAAGUGUUAUUGUUUUUCA
Fopius arisanus is the source of this 588-nucleotide messenger RNA. It is a transcript of the gene CSP1, whose product is annotated as ejaculatory bulb-specific protein 3. Lineage: Eukaryota; Metazoa; Arthropoda; Insecta; Hymenoptera; Braconidae. The transcript is spliced from 2 exons. The record is from RefSeq and is a predicted model, not a curated record. The coding region runs from base 94 to 444 and encodes 116 amino acids.